Molecule: messenger RNA, 2374 nt
Organism: Octopus sinensis (East Asian common octopus)
Lineage: Eukaryota; Metazoa; Mollusca; Cephalopoda; Octopoda; Octopodidae
Product: tetratricopeptide repeat protein 25-like
Exons: 13
Coding region: 392-2110 (572 amino acids)
Cellular component (GO): cytoplasm
Molecular function (GO): protein binding
Source: RefSeq, a predicted model, not a curated record
GGAGAAUGAAAGAGAGAGACAGAGAGAUAGAGAUAGAGAGAGAAAGACAGAGAGUUGUAUGUACCUCCACCCCCACCCGCUACUGAUAAGUUGUCAGGGAGGAGAUCAUAUUAGUUCAGGAGCGAGCCUUUGUUUAUCCUAGUAACGGAAGUUUAUUUUACUUAUCGUUGCGCUUUCAUUUUCGAUGUUUUAUGUGUUCCCACAUAAAGGGGAAUAAAUAAAGUAAUAAUUACAAUAAAGGAUCCACAAGAAGAGACAAGGAAAAAAAUCUGCAGAGUUUUAAGAAAACACUAAACAAGCAGGAAAAAAAAAAAGCAACAAAACAAAACAACAGCAACUUCUCUAAACGAAAUAUCUGGGCGGGAAUUCAACAGGUACUUUUUUUGCCGUCAUGCUUGGAAAUCGCACGAAAAACAGACGAGACAAAGAUGACGACAGUGAAGUGGAUAGCGAAUCGAUUGUAAUUCCAGUGACGUUCGAAUCUCGAAGAGAUGACGGGUUCCAUUUCAUGCAUGUUGGUCAAUACAAGAAAGCUAUCGAGAGUUUCACUAAGGCUCUGGAAUUGAAUGAAGGUGAUAAGCAGUGUCUGGUAACAAGAUCCAAAUGCAGCUUACAACUUGGGGAUGCCCAGAAUGCCUUGAAAGAUGCUGAAAUGGCAUUGUUACAAGGAAACGACUUUAUUCCUGCCAUACUUCGGAAAGCUGAAGCACUUUACCAGCUGGGAGAUUUUGAAACAGCUCUUGUGUACUUCCACCGUGGGAAUAAACUCAGACCAGAAUUACAAGAGUUUCUUCUUGGUAUUAGCAAGGCACAAGAAGCUAUUAAUAACAGUAUUGGAAGUUUCAACAGUGUGAAGCUGCUGGCUGAAGGAGAUCUUUCCUUGUUUGAGAGACACCAAGAAGAGAAAAAUAAGAAACCUCACAGGGAAGGACGUCGUAAAAUGAUACAGAAAGUUGAAGAAAAGAAGACUCGGCAGAGGAAAGUACCUUCUGGAGACCCAAAAGUUACAAAGAAAUUGCUGGAAGAACUACAUAUUGACAAAGAAUAUCUGGAACAUUUGCUUUUAGACAAAACUUUGACAAAUUCAAAGAUAGAUUUCAAUGAUGAGACAAUUCGCAACUUAAUAAUAGAUGAGCUUGAGUACCUUGAUACACGUAUGAAUUUUUGGCAGCAACAGAAACCUUUGUAUUCUCAUAGAAGGAAGACUACAGCCAAGAGUGCAAUCCUCCGCAGUGGCAGCAAAGACAUUCUCAACCGUCUGGAAGAAGUAGAUGACCUUCUACUUCAAGGAAACUUCAGAAAAGCUUUGGAGAAAGCCAGAGGUACUCUCAAAAUAGUCGAAGCCUGUCCUUCCAAUAAAGUACCUGAAAAAAAUUUGUUUAUUGCUAAUCUUCACAGUUGCAUUGGUAAUGCUUUCAUGGAACUUGGUGAGUUCCAACUUGCAGAGAAUCAUCAUAUUAAAGAUCAGUCUAUAUCAGAGGAAAAUAAACAAGACAAAGGGCGAGCUGUAGACAAUCUUGGCAGAACAUAUGCAAGAUGGGGAAAAAACGAAGAAGCCAUUAAAAUUUGGGAGACCAAACUUAAUUCUGACUUGAAAGGUGUUGAAAAAGCAUGGCUGUAUCAUGAAAUUGGGCGUUGUUAUUUGGAACUAAAAAAAUAUGCGGAAGCACUCAACUAUGGCCAGAUGUCACUGGCUGUUGCUGAAGAAAUUGAAGAUGAAGACUGGGAAAUGAAUGCUGCUCUGCUUUGUGCUCAAAGUUUCGCAUGUGAUAAAAAAGUAAACAGUGCUGUACAACAUUACCAGAAAGUUAUUGACAUUGCACAGAAACAAGGCAGAGUUGAAGUUGAAGGCAGAAUCAGGAAAGUGAUGCAAGAAUUGGAGUUCAGUGAAUCUGAAGGAGAAGAAAAACUUCAUAAAACUUCUAAUGAUGAGAAUGAGCAGAAUCAUGAAGAAAAACCAAGCUCUGACAAUGGAGACUAUGAAGAUGAGUUUGAAGAACCAAGUUCUGAAAAUGCUAAUGAUAAAGAAACAGAUGAUUACAACACUGAAGAAUCCAAAGCAGGAACUCCCACUAACAAUGACGGCAUUGAGUCUAAUAAAGACUCCUAAGAUGAAGAAUGAUUGACUUGAAGAUGAAAUGAACAAGAAAAAAAGUGAAUGUACACGAAGUUGUAAAAUGUGGUGAACCAUUAAAAAUUGUAAGAAAACAGUCCAAAUAUUGAUUUUUCACAUACUGGCACCCGACAAGUUUUUAUGAGAGAGAAGUGUAAUCCAUGAAAUAAAUCAUUAUAUUGCUUGUGUUUACUGCCUUGGAGCAAAGUGAAGUCAAUUCUAGUUAGAAUUGAACUUAGAACUGUGCAAAGCAAAACUAAA